This is a messenger RNA of Bolinopsis microptera, 771 nucleotides long. Its product is annotated as PITH domain-containing protein 1-like. Lineage: Eukaryota; Metazoa; Ctenophora; Tentaculata; Lobata; Bolinopsidae. The record is from RefSeq and is a predicted model, not a curated record. Gene Ontology annotation, cellular component: nucleus.
CUUCAUCUGAAACUUGUGAGGAACUUGUGGAGUAGGUUAGAGUUGGUUUUCUGGAGUCAUGUCAUGCUGUAGCCACGAGGCUCACCAACACGAAGAUCCAGAACGAGGGAGGGAGUACAGCUUGUACACAAAAAUAGAUUUCCAGACUUUGGACUGUCUCAAUGAAACUGUAGAGGGGGCAGGAGCAAGCGUUUUUAAACCCUGGGAUUUGAGGAAGGAUAAAUCAAAGCUUGUAGAGAGUGAUUUGGAUGAGGAGUUACUGUUCAACUUCUCUUUUACUGGAAGUGUCAAAUUAAAACUUUAAGGGAUUAUAGUUAUAGGUGGCGGUGGCGAGAGUGACCCUUCUCAUCUCAAAGUGUUUAAGAACGCAGUACCGGUUAGUUUUGAUGACGCUGGUAGACACGCUGAACGGGAGUUUGAUUUACAGCACGACAAGGACGGUGUAGUGGAGUACCAGACCAAGGUAGCAAGAUUCAACAACUGUGACAGUUUGUCACUCUAUUUUGACAAGAACUUUGGAGCAGAUGAAACUAAAAUCUGUCACAUCGGGCUGCGAGGUGACUUUUCGGAGGCUCAGAAACGUGGCGUUGUGAUAUGUACCUACGAAUCGUCCGCACAGCUCAAAGACCACAAAACUCCGGGGGCGUCAGACUAUUCCGCUCAUGGGGUUUCUUAGAAUUACAGUUUAGUGGCUAAUUAGGAGUUAAUUAGUGGCUAAUUAGUAGUUAAUUAAGAGUUAUUGUUUUCCUUCCGUAUAGAGACAGGUUGUGA